This is a messenger RNA of Carcharodon carcharias (great white shark), 3111 nucleotides long. RefSeq lists its product as uncharacterized. Gene Ontology annotation, cellular component: intracellular membrane-bounded organelle. The transcript is spliced from 16 exons. Bases 1 to 2310 code for a protein of 769 amino acids. Gene Ontology annotation, molecular function: phosphatidylinositol binding. NCBI's taxonomy places the organism in Eukaryota, Metazoa, Chordata, Chondrichthyes, Lamniformes, Lamnidae. The record is from RefSeq and is a predicted model, not a curated record.
AUGGACACGGCACAGCUGCUGCUUGGGCUCCUUUUGAUCGUCCCUCUCAUUUACUGGGACGGCGCUUCGCUAAAUCUUCUGCUGCUGUUGUUUUGGUGGUGUCCCGGUGUUCAGGUCGGUGAGCAGAGCCGGGACGAGCAGGACUUCGGGCCGGAUCCCGAUAACCAGCAAUUUUCGGAGAGAACAGCGCAGAUGGCGGAAAUAAACCAACCUAACGAUCAUGUGGAUGCAGCUGAUGGAAAAGAGCCGAAUUCAUUCGUGCUUGAUCCGUCCCUUUAUCAGUCCCUAAGGAGAGUGUUUGAAUGUAGUUACUCGCAGUUCAUCUUGUUGUGGUACAAUCCUCCUGAACCCAGGGAAGAUCAGCCACUCUACCAGGUCCUGCUUGAUGAGUUUAACAUGGCAGUGGAUCAUGCAGUUGGUAAAAUCAGGCAUUUCAACCUUACCAGCAUAGAACAUGGGUUGAUUCGAAUCCUUACUUGCCAUUUGCGAACUGCCAAGAAGGAAAAGAAGAGAGAGAAGAUUUUCCAAACUCGUCAAGAGGAGGUGUCUUUUCUGAGGAGGACUUCAGAAGCCCUGAUAUGCAAUCUACUUCCGGAUUCGUUAUGGAAAUUAAACUGUUACCGGCACAUACUGAAGGAGGUUGUUGCACUGAAAGUUUUGGAGGAAGUGAUAAAUACAGUCUGUGACGCUGACUUUAUCAAUCAGGCGUUGAUCCAGUUUUUGGAUAACGAUUCACCUGAAAUUAAAGUGGGAGCUGCUCCAGAUGCCCCCCCGAAAACUGGGACGAAUGAUGAAAUCGUUACUGAAUAUAAUAUUCCCAAGGGAAACAAGGAAAAGGAAUCAAACAAAAAACGAUUUGUAAACAUUUUUAAAAAGCUCAAGAGAAACAAAAAGAAGAAAGACCCUGAAGCCAAGUCAAUAUUACGCAUUUCAGAUGAAGGUGAUGGACAGUUUGGUCGUGAAUUUCGAGGUGUCGGCCAGAGCUUUAGAUCACUUUCUCCCAAUGAGUGCAACUCGAGCGAUAGAGGUGAAGAUUCUGCUGAAGAGGAUUUCAAUUCCUCCAAUGAGAUGCCUGAACAAAUGAAACAAGAUAUUCUCAUUUCCACUGAAAAUGAAAAAUCAUCAUUAAGAAAUUGUAAGAUAACUAUUUCAAAGGUAUCUUGGGAUGAAAUAGAUGAUCCAUCUUGUGUAAUAGACAUAGAAAACCAUAAAGCUGCAGAGGACUGCUGGUCUGUUUGGAGAAAAUACCAUGAAUUUGAGGAACUUCAAAAACAGCUUAGUAAGACAUUCGGCUGUUUUGUUGAAACAAAGCUCCUAUCAGUCAAUUCUAUGUCACCUGAUGAGAUCAACAAUGAAUUCAAGGAAGACUUUAAACGUCAACUGAAUAAGUUUUUAGAGAAGCUGGUGUCUGAAGAGUCUAUUUGGUAUGAUGAAAGAACGCUUAACUUCUUCUCGGCUAAUGAUCAGAUUCGAGAGUUCUGGGGACUGUUAACAUAUCUGUUCAUGGAGGAAGAUGAGGAAACUGAUGCCAGCAGUGAGACUUCAGAAGGCCCAUGUGACAUGGACGUAGGGGAAGUUGAACCUUUGGAAACAGAUCCAGAAGACAAGGAGACUCAGAACUGGGACUCUGCAGAAUCACAACCUUCUGAAAUAUUUAAUGAAAGCUUGGAGGCAGAUUGUGGCUUCAGGUGCAUGCCAGGCACUUCUGAAACUAAAGUUGCAGAUACAGUCGACAUUCACUGCAGAAAAAGAAAAAUGAGAAUGUCUAAGAAAAAGGUUGAAAGAACCACAGAACAGCCAGAAUGCAUCACCAGCCAGCUUCAUGAACUCUUGGGAGAAUUAUUUUGUACAGAGUGUUUUGGUUCCAAAGUAUGCCUACUUGUACUAAAGUAUGUCCUGCAUUGGAAAAGGAAACCUCUUCAGAAGAAGCUAGAUCAGUUCUUCAGUAAAGAACAGAUGAUUGUGUACAUAGAUUGUCUAAGGGAGACUUUAUGGCCCAAUGGAAAUCCUGCAGAGCCACCUCCAGAAAGAUCAAAUGAAGCAAAAACCUUUGCUAAAGAAAGAGCUGAAAAAUUACUACAGAAAAAGCUUUCAGCUUCAAAACUUUCUCCUUUCUAUUGUAAGGAACGUGUGAAAGUUUUGUUAUCCAUGUUUCAAGAUGCAGAAAUGAAUAAGAGACUUGUAUAUAAAGUGUUGGUGUUUCUGUUGUUUGAAAUUAUCCCUGAAAUCAAGAAUUCUUGGAUUGGCGAUUCAAUGCUGCCUUGUUUGGAAAGAUUAAAUGUCGAUGACUUAUACGAUAAACCACUGUGAGGGCAACGGAGUUGGAAAAACACGUGGAACAAAAUAAUGUUCAUAAACAAUCUCAAAAAUUAGGAAUGUGCUGGGCAAAAAGCUGUUCUGCAAACUGCAAGUUUCCCCUUUGCUCAUCUCUCCAUCUGACCACUAGACGAUGAACAUGAAGAAAAGUUUCUUGAGCUUUUUGCAGUGGCUGUGCUGUUUGCAGUCUUUAUCCAUCAAUGAAUCUACUUCUAUGACAUUCUGUGCAGAUAUUGUAUCUUAAAAGGUCUGUUAUAUUUCAGCAUUACUGAUUUAUUCAUGACUUGUUACUAUUUUCCUGACAUGCUUUAAAGUUGAUGUGGACACUAGGGAUUGUGCAGUUAGAUGUUUCCAAGUCAGUGAAUUUGCCUAGUCCAUUAAUUUCCACUAUACAAAGAAUACCAUGUGCCUAUGAGGAAUUCCUUGAUGGAUUAAAAACGUCUUCCUGGAUACAUGUGGGAUCGGAUGUCGCAGUGCCUCUGACCUGAACUUAUAAAUCCGAAUGUAAUUCCCAUUAAUUUGCUUCCUGUUUUUUAAAUAUGGUAUUUUUGUACUCCUGAAAACACUUGGGACAUUUUACUACUCUGAAGGUACUAUAUAAAUGCAAAUUAAUAGUUGUUGAGAAUUAGAAUUUUAAAAAUAAACAGGUUUCUAAUGAUGUAUUUCCAGGAUAAUACAGCCUAGAAAUGUAUGAGGAGUGCCAUGUUUAAGUUAGUAGAAAUGCUGUAUUUCAAUGAAUUGACAUUGAGGCGAGAUUUAAUUAUAUGUUACAUAUUAUCAACCCUGGAAAUUGUA